AUGAUGUUACAAAUUGCCGAGGGCCGGGGCUCGGCUUCCUCCCAAGCCCGAGCCCUGGCAAGCCCGGCCCUAAACAGGGCUUGGCAGGGCAGCCCGGCCCUAGACAACACUACACUAUAUACACUAUCAACCACUGGCAUCUUCCACAAGUCGUUCUACCCAACGAUUAAACAUCACAAAUCGCGAAAACAGCCUUUGUAUGUGUAUCCCGCGCUCGCGCGAAAGAAUUCAGGGCCAACUAGUCGUCCGUUCCGAUGUAGGAGAUGGGUACUACUUAUGGGAAGGGAUAGGGUAUGGAGGCGGGCAGACAACAGAGAAAUGAGUUUUACGACUCGGAGUUACUUACAUAUACGUCCACAUUUGUCAGUACACGGCUGUCCUCCAUGAAUGCUGUGGCUCAUGCGGCAAUCUUCCUCGCCGCGGGCCCGCCAAUCAUACCGCCGACCAACAAAUCUGGGUUGGGCACGGUAAAAUUCCCGAAGCACCCCUCUGCAAAGUCGAUCUCCCGUAUGCGCUGCUUCAUCCCCGCAACGAAGGCCUUGAGCGGGCAGAGGCCCGAUGUGGAGGCCGCGCAGCCCGCAAUGCCGGUCAGCGGAACGACGGCAUCGUUGAGCAACCAGCGGAUGUGCGUUGGAGAAGACGCAGGGGAGGCGGGGGAGGGGCAGGAGAGGACUUGGCCAACGAGAUUCGCGCCAAACGGCGAGAUUUGGUUCACAAUAUACGACUGAGACGAUUAAUCAGUUGA
Messenger RNA from Mycena indigotica, 745 nucleotides. RefSeq lists its product as uncharacterized. Lineage: Eukaryota; Fungi; Basidiomycota; Agaricomycetes; Agaricales; Mycenaceae. The record is from RefSeq and is a predicted model, not a curated record. The transcript has 7 exons. Bases 1 to 387 code for a protein of 128 amino acids.